GCGGGGUCUGGGACCGAGGGCCCUCAGCGGCGUGUAAUGGUAGUGAGGAUCACCAGCCCCUUCGCCUGGCUCCGCACCCGCUUCUACUACCUGCUCAUCCGCCUCUACUUCGACCAGGAAUUCAGCAUCGAGGAGUUCACGCGGGGAGCCAAGCAGGCCUUUUCUGUUGUUUCAAAGCUGCUGUCUCAGCGUAAACUUGACCUGCUGGAAGAACUUGUAUCAGCAGAGGUACUUCAGGUGCUGAAGGAAAAGAUUUCUUUGCUCCCUGACAGCCACAGGGAUGCUUUAGCAGCUGACAUUGAUGCAAUCAUGUACACAACAGAAGGAGAUGUUCGCAUUUACUAUGAUGAUGAUGGAAGAAAGUUUGUUAGCAUCCUGAUGUGCUUCUGGUAUCUGAAUGGUGCUAAUCUACCUGAUGAAGUACCAGGUGAAGCCAAAGUCUUCCAGAUUGUGUUUGGAGAUGAAAACAAAAAAGAAAAGAAACAUCUUUUAACAGCAAACUAUGAGUUCCAAAGGGAGUUUACAGAAGGAGCAAAACCAGACUGGACUAUUACACGGAUUGAACAUCCAAGGCUAUUAGAAUAAAUGCCUUCUGCGGCCUUUUUAUGUACCACUGUAAUUGUUUUGAUUUAACUAAUACCAGGCUUUUUGGGGUCUUUUUUCCCCUUCCUCCCCUUUCCUCCAAAAGUUGGAUGAAUUUUCUAUGUAGGAUUUCCAAAAAUUUUUUCUGGAGUUUGCACCGUGCUGCAGCGUUACAGCAAAGCCUUUUCCCUGGAACAGGCUGGUAGAAAUUUAAUUGGUUCCAGUGUUCAUCCAAGGCAUUUAGACAGCACAGUUUCAUUCAGGCAGGUGUAAUGGCU
Ficedula albicollis (Collared flycatcher) is the source of this 860-nucleotide messenger RNA. RefSeq names its product chromosome 7 open reading frame, human C2orf47 (gene MAIP1). Bases 37 to 585 code for a protein of 182 amino acids. Gene Ontology annotation, biological process: inner mitochondrial membrane organization; protein insertion into mitochondrial inner membrane from matrix. Gene Ontology annotation, molecular function: ribosome binding. The record is from RefSeq and is a predicted model, not a curated record. The transcript is spliced from 5 exons. Gene Ontology annotation, cellular component: mitochondrial inner membrane. NCBI's taxonomy places the organism in Eukaryota, Metazoa, Chordata, Aves, Passeriformes, Muscicapidae.